Molecule: messenger RNA, 1947 nt
Organism: Cladocopium goreaui
Lineage: Eukaryota; Dinophyceae; Suessiales; Symbiodiniaceae
Source: the annotation of a GenBank genome assembly
AUGCGCGUUCUCGGGAUGAACCCCACGGAAGAAGAGGUCCGCAAGCACUUGGCAGAUCUUGGAGGGCCCCAGUACAUUGAGGAAAGGACGUUUCACCAUUUCAUCAAGGAUGAAUUGAUCAAGCAUUUCGAGAAAGUUCAGGUAGUGGUUGACUAUUUGAAGCAAUAUGACAAGGACGGCAAAGGUGCCUUGUCCAGGGAAGAAUUGCAAGAAGCGAUGCGAGGAAGAGAGUGCCAGGAGCUCCAGGCAAGUGUCGCAAAGGUGCCGAGCAACAGUCAAGGUCACCUGGACAUCGUGGAGCUGGCAAAGUGUUUCUUGGAGCUUAGCGACUUUCAGGCAGACAAAACCAGUGCUGAAAAAUGUCAACGAGGCAAAGACACUCAAGCUGCCGAGGAGAGCGUGAGCGGCCCAGCCUACUCCGCACUGCUCAACCAGAUUUUGGCCUCCACAGAUGCUGUGUUCAAAUACUUCUCCAAACCAUCUGGACUUCCGGCUGCACGACUCGGGCAUGCCCUGGGUGUUCUUGGGAUGAACCUCACAGAAGAUCAGGUCGAGAAGCGUUUGAAGGAUCUGGGUCGUCCGGAGUACAUCGGCCACAAGAUGUUUCACAAUCUCAUUGAGGAAUUGCUAGACUAUCUGAAGCAGUUUGAUAAGGACGGCAAAGGUGCCUUGUCCAAGGAGGAACUACAAGAAGUGAUGAGAGGAAGUGAGCUGAGCAAUGACAAAGUCCAGGUAGGCCAGUCUUGGGAAGAUGCCACGGAACAGCACCCCAGUUGCAAGCCAAAGCGCUCCCACGGUGAAGGCCACCUCGACAUCGCAAAACUGUCCAAGUACUUCUUGGAUCUUGGCGACUCUCAGGUUGGGACGGAAGAGACACCCACCAGGCGGGACGUCGCCUCCAGGGUGCGCGAAGCCAUUGUUCGGAUAGCGGAGGCAGAGGCUCAAUACGACUUGAAGGACGCAAAGGCGUUCGCGCAAUUCCUCCACGACGCAGACGUACGUUUGGUUCGUGCCAGGUACCUCACUGAACUGGUUCUUUCUGGACGCCCACUGCCACGUCGCCAAGAACUCGAGUCCCAGACCUUUGAUCUGCCUGACUCCGAGGCUGAAACAGCCUUGGUGAGCCACCAGGAAGUACAGACCUGGGCUGAAGGGAAUAGGGAUGCGAUCAUCUGCUCGAUCUCCCAUGCUUGGGAGACUCGCGAGCAUCCAGAUCCUUGUAGAUAUCAGCUGGAGCAGAUUGCGCAGCGUGUUGCAUUGUACGAAGCUGCUUUCAAGGCUGAUGUUUGGGUGUUUUACGAUUAUGCAUCGUUGUUCCAAUUUGAGCGGCUCUGUCCAAAACAACAAAGCAGCUUCGGAGCAGCCAUGCAAAAUAUGCAUGUGAUGUAUGCUCACGAGCACACGCUGACCCUGCGCAUCGAAAGUCUCACACCAGAUGAUGUCUGGAAUCGCAUGAUGGAUAACGAGACGGAACUUGUCCCUGUUUAUGACAAGGACGAGAAAUGUGUCGUAGCCAAACCUUUGAAGGAUUUGGUUGCGAACAAAGCCGCGUACCUUUCUCGCGGAUGGUGCAUGGCAGAGGUGGAAUGGAGUUCACUCAGGACUGUGAACCUCCAGCACCAAAGAAUCGACAACGUCGAUGACCGCUCGGAUGAUGACAGCCGCCUGAAUGGCAGGAUCCCAACGACCCCUGCAUAUUUCCGCUCCAAAAUGGAAAAGGCGGUCUUUACCCACAGAUCCGAUGCGGAAAGCGUCAUCCGUUUGCAAGAAAAGAUAUUUUUCGAAAAGGUGACGGCCUGUGAGCACCUUGAGUUGGAAGGCCUUCCGGCCGAUCAAAUGCUGGCGUUGGCUCAUGCUCUUCCGCUCUACAAGAACUUGAAAAGCUUAAGGCUGAGAACCUUCAGAUGCAGCGAGGAGGAGGUUGAACCCCUUGCAAAGGCACAUUGA